AGCUAAUCUACACCAAGCUUGGCGGUCAAGAUUCUCCCUCUCUUGGGUCAAAGUCAAACCAAGUUAGCUCGUGGUCUGCCUCAUCCAGUGGAAAUAUAAGAACAGAGACCACUGGCCGGUAGUUGCACUGCUUCAUCGAAGCAUCUCAGAGCCCAAGAAAACAGCUCAUCAAUGGAGGAAGCCAAGCCCAUCAUCCCCAAGGCGCCCGUGGAGGUGACGCUCCGCAAGUUCGAGUUGUCCGACGUAGACGCCAUGAUGGCGUGGGCGUCGGACCCGCAGGUGGCCGCCGUCUGCCGGUGGGACCCCUACGAGUCCACGGAGCCGCUGCUCGCCUUCAUCCGCGACGUCGUGCUCCCGCACCCGUGGUUUCGCGCCAUCUGCGUCGCCGGGGGCGAGGAGCCCCGCCCCGUGGGCGCGGUGUCCGUGUCGCCGACGGGGGACCCGUGCCGCGCCGAGCUCGGCUACGUGCUGGCGCGCGCGCACUGGGGCCGGGGCGUGGCGACGGCCGCCGUGAAGCGCACGGUGGGCGCGGUGUUCGGCGAGGUGCAGGGGCUGGAGCGCGUGGAGGCGCUGGUGGACGUGGCCAACCCGGCGUCGCAGCGCGUGCUGGAGAAGGCCGGGUUCACGCGGGAGGCCGUGCUCCGCAAGUACGGCGCCGUCAAGGGCGUCGUCCGGGACAUGGUCAUGUUCAGCUUCGUCACGACCGAUCCAGUGCCCGAGUGAAUCACGUUGUUGCAAAUCCAAAUCUGUUGCCGAAUACUCCUGUAAUUUGGGAUGUUCGUUGGAAUUACUUGGAUGGAAACAUCGGCUGAAGGGACGAUAAGAAUAAACCGCGCUUAUGUUAGCAUCAUCAA
Molecule: messenger RNA, 854 nt
Organism: Panicum hallii
Lineage: Eukaryota; Viridiplantae; Streptophyta; Magnoliopsida; Poales; Poaceae
Exons: 1
Coding region: 172-723 (183 amino acids)
Molecular function (GO): acyltransferase activity, transferring groups other than amino-acyl groups
Source: RefSeq, a predicted model, not a curated record